Molecule: messenger RNA, 1990 nt
Organism: Vitis vinifera (wine grape)
Lineage: Eukaryota; Viridiplantae; Streptophyta; Magnoliopsida; Vitales; Vitaceae
Product: probable glucan 1,3-beta-glucosidase A
Biological process (GO): establishment or maintenance of cell polarity; cell migration; actin filament bundle assembly
Cellular component (GO): cytoplasm; actin cytoskeleton
Molecular function (GO): hydrolase activity, hydrolyzing O-glycosyl compounds; actin filament binding
Source: RefSeq, a predicted model, not a curated record
CAUAUUCAGCAUUUCCUACGGUGAUGGAUAUUAAUCAAAUACGGGAAAUUUUACCGCACAGGUUUCCGUUUCUUUUAGUGGAUAGAGUGAUUGAGUACAACCCAGGGAUCUCAGCAAUAGCAAUUAAGAAUGUGACUAUAACAAUAACUUCUUUCCUGGGCACUUCCCUGAGAGGCCAAUUAUGCCUGGUGUGCUCAUGGUUGAGGAAUCGACAAAGUGAGGUUCCAGAAACCAGUCAUUGCAGGAGACACUUUGGUUAUGCGAAUGACUCUGGUUAAGCAUCAAAAACGGUUUGGAAUUGCAAAAAUGGAAGGGAAGGCAUAUGUAGGAGGUGAGAUGAGGUGGUAUGUGAGGGCGAGUUCUUGAUGGCUACAGGGAGCAAAUGAAGCCCCUGCUCAGUCGGGGUGCAGAUCCUUAUUUGCCAGUUAAAGCUGUGAAUCUAGGAAAUUGGCUUGUUACAGAGGGAUGGAUGAAACCUGAACUCUUUGCUGGGAUACCCAAUCAAGAUCUUUUGGAUGGAACUCAAGUGCAGUUCAUGUCUACGAAGCUGCAGAAGUAUCUCGCCGCUGAAAAUGGGGGUGGGACAGAUGUUGUUGCCAACCGCACCUCGCCCUCUGGCUGGGAGACUUUCAGGUUGUGGAGGAUCAAUAAGUCAACUUUCAAUCUCAGAGUGUUUAACAAACAGUUCUUUGGACUAGAAAAUCAAGGCAAAGGAAACAAAGUGGUAUCGGUUCUAAAUUCCCCUGGGAACUCAGAAACAUUUCAGAUAGUAAAGAACGACGAUCAAAAUCGAGUUCGCAUAAAAGCAUCAAAUGGCCUCUUCCUCCAGGCAAAACCGGGGCUGGUGACUGCAGACUAUGGAGGCUCAGGUUGGGAUGACAAUAAUCCAUCCGUCUUCCAAAUGAAGAUAGUCCGGACCUUACAAGGAGAAUACCAAAUCACUAAUGGCUAUGGUCCAGACAGAGCCCCUCAAGUCAUGCAGGAUCACUGGAAUGCAUACAUCACUAAUGAGGAUUUCAGAUUCUUGUCAUCAAAUGGUCUGAAUGCGGUUAGGAUUCCAGUUGGGUGGUGGAUAGCGAGCGACCCAACACCACCAAAGCCUUUUGUGGGGGGCUCCUUAAAGGCCUUGGACAAUGCUUUCACAUGGGCACAGAACAACGGCAUGAAGAUUAUAGUUGAUCUGCAUGCAGUUCAAGGUUCACAAAAUGGCAACGAUCAUAGUGGGACCAGAGAUGGGUUUCAGGAAUGGGGAGACUCCAAUAUUCAAGAUACUGUUGCAGUCAUAGACUUCCUAGCAGCAAGAUAUGCCAACAACCCGAGUCUAGCAUCCAUUGAGUUGAUGAAUGAGCCUCUGGCUCCAGGAGUUACACUCAAUGAUCUUAAGAAGUAUUACAAAGCUGGUUACGAUGCCGUGAGGAAGUACACAUCAAAUGCUUAUGUGAUCCUAUCGAACCGACUGGGGCCUGCUGACUCCAAGGAGCUCCUGGACUUCGCCAGGGGCCUUAAUCGUGUAGUGAUCGAUGUGCAUUACUACAGCCUCUUCUCAGAUAUGUUUAACAACAUGAACGUACAACAGAAUAUUGAUUUCAUCUAUAGCCAGAGAGCUUCAGACCUCAGUGCUGUUACCACUUCCAAUGGCCCUCUCAGUUUUGUAGGGGAAUGGACCGCAGAAUGGGCAAAAAGUGGAGCAUCAAAGAAAGACUACCAGAGAUUUGCAAAAGCUCAAAUAGAUGUGUACAGGCGUGCCACUUUUGGAUGGGCGUAUUGGGCUUACAGAUGUGCUCAGAACCACUGGAGCCUCAAGUGGAUGAUUGAGAACGGCCAUAUAAACCUCGGAAGUUCCUAAUAUGAAUAUUAGUUAGCUACUAUCCUUGCAUCUCCUUCCACUCUAAGUAAUGGUUUCUCAGGGGAAAUGUAUUUCUUCAGCUAGUUAUAAUAAGUGAAGAAGAUGCAAAUCUUUAAAGAUAUAAGUUCAUUUUAUACUUACGUU